Oncorhynchus keta (chum salmon) is the source of this 1686-nucleotide messenger RNA. RefSeq lists its product as uncharacterized. The coding region runs from base 194 to 529 and encodes 111 amino acids. NCBI's taxonomy places the organism in Eukaryota, Metazoa, Chordata, Actinopteri, Salmoniformes, Salmonidae. The transcript has 2 exons. The record is from RefSeq and is a predicted model, not a curated record.
UCUAUCUCUAUGGAUAGGGGGACAGGGAGACUGGAUAGGCAGUUGGUUUUGGGGAUUCGCACUGUUGACCCGACGUCACAAUCGGUGGGGGUUAUAAAAAUCCCCUGCAUUUAUACUGCAGUCAUUCGCAGUGAGAAAAGCCAUAGACAAAGCAGUCACACCGUACAUAAUUGGAACAGAGACAGCCAACAAAAUGACGACCGUUUACAUUGGAUUCAUUCUCCUUGCCAUGCUUUUUUCAUCACAGGUCCAUGCGCAAAACACUACCACACAGUCCCUUCCUACGAAUGUGACCAAAGCUGACUUCACGAGUUCCUCGAUGCUCAACGUCAGUACCACGAACGUCAGUACCACGAACGUCAGUACCACGAACGUCAGUACCACGAACGUCAGUACCACGAACGUCAGUACCACGAACGUCAGUACCACGAACGUCUCCAUUCCUCAAGGAGCCAGUGUGACCUUGCAGUCCAGUGCAUUCACGCUCCUCAUCCCUGUGGUGGGCUCGCUCCUACAGGGCUGCUUCUAGAGUGUUCAUCUGCACUGAACAAAAGCCAAGACUAACAUCGGCAGCCUAGAUAUGCAAAUGUUUUACGAAGAGCACAUUAAUUCUUGGAAGGUAGCCAUUUGGCACCUAAGCUGUGGGAUUCGGUGGCACGGGCAAAAACACUUUUCUUUGUGCUCGCUCCUCCUGGCUGCUUCAAACCGUAGGCCUACACUCUGCUCACUGGACAAGCCCAUGGCUUGGCAACAAGCUGUCUCAAUGCAGAAUGGGACAUUUGUCCAUAUACCUUUACGGUUUAGGCAUUAAUUCACAAAUGGGUAAGGUUUGGGAUAGGGUUAAGUCAUUUAAAGUGCCUGGCACUGGGAUUGAACACAUGACUAAUUCAUGGUAAUAGUGCUCACCGUUGCCCCUUGUGGCCAAUUUUGAAGUAAUCUCCUGACAUCCUGCUUACCUGGAAAGAUGUCUAAUUUUGCAGUGGUUCUUUAGUGACCUGGCUGUUGCCUCCACGGAGGCAGGCCAUGAGGCUCUAUUAAACUCUAUUCUUUGACUCAAUAUUGUGUAAUUGCAGACUGCAAUUCAUGGGGUUUCUGGGUAUCAGGAGAAGCAUAUUGGUGCAUGCUUUUCCUGGUAAAACACCCUGAAUUUGUCCGUUCUGGUGUUGAGACCGUUUCUUGACAUUUGUUUACAUGGCAGGUAAGGAUAAUUAACGUGGCCGGUGAGGUGACUUGGUGUGCCAGGUUAGGAGAAUGAGGUAAAGGGUUUGCUUUAGAUACUGUUGUCCCCAAUGUGAACUACAUGGCCACGGACCAGUGGUGCGCGUCAAUGGGUGUAACUUGAUUUCAAGAAAUGCCCCUACUCCUUUGCUUCACUUGGUCCCACUGUUCCUGAUUUCAGACAACAGAGUUUAACUUGUGUACAUUUUGGCUGUGCCUGGGGAAAUCAGCAACUGUUUGAGGUGCAUUGGAAAAUAACAGCCUAUAUUUGUCUGAUCUGUGGUACUUGUGUCCUUAACAGUGCUAUUCUUAAUCCUGCAACUGCAAUGGAUACUUUGUCAGAGGCUUGAUGUAGCCUACACUUGUGAUAAACUUAUUGCAUUUUAUAUUGUAAACAUGUGACUUAUGUAAGUCAGUGAUGCUUUUAGAUCUCUUUGUAUGUCAGGUUCAAUAAAGCUUUGAAAUGUA